ACUACUUGAUAAAAUGAUUUCUUGUCACGCUGUUGAAGAUCCUAUUAAAAAGGUUGCUAUCUUUGGAGGAACUCAUGGGAAUGAACUAACAGGAGUAUUCUUAGUUAAGCACUGGCUGGAGAACGGCACUGAGAUUCAGAGAACAGGGCUGGAAGUAAAACCAUUUAUUACCAACCCAAGAGCAGUGAAGGAGUGCACCAGAUAUAUUGACUGUGACCUGAAUCGAGUUUUUGGACCUGAAAAUCUUGGCAUAAAAAUGUCAGAGGAUUUGCCAUAUGAAGUGAGAAGGGCUCAAGAAAUAAAUCAUUUAUUUGGUCCAAAAGAUAGUGAAGAUUCCUAUGACAUUAUUUUUGACCUUCACAACACUACUUCUAAUAUGGGGUGCACUCUUAUUCUUGAAGAUUCCAGGAAUGACUUUUUAAUUCAGAUGUUUCAUUAUAUUAAGACUUCUUUGGCUCCAUUACCCUGCUAUGUUUACCUUAUUGAGCAUCCUUCCCUCAGAUAUGCAACCACUCGUUCUAUAGCCAAGUAUCCUGUUGGUAUAGAAGUUGGUCCCCAACCUCAAGGGGUUCUGAGAGCUGACAUUCUGGAUCAAAUGAGAAAAAUGAUUAAACAUGCUCUUGAUUUUAUACAUAAUUUCAAUGAAGGAAAAGAAUUUCCUCCCUGUGCUAUUGAAGUCUAUAAAAUAAUGGAGAAAGUUGAUUAUCCCAGGAAUGAAAGUGGAGAAAUUGCUGCUAUUAUCCACCCUAAACUGCAGGAUCAAGACUGGAAACCAUUGCACCCUGGGGAUCCUGUGUUUUUAACUCUUGAUGGAAAGACUAUUCCAUUGGGCGGAGACCAUACCGUGUACCCAGUGUUUGUAAACGAGGCUGCAUAUUAUGAAAAGAAAGAAGCUUUCGCAAAGACAGCUAAACUAACACUCAAUGCGAAAAGUAUUCGCUCCUCUUUACAUUAG
Molecule: messenger RNA, 955 nt
Organism: Mesoplodon densirostris (Blainville's beaked whale)
Lineage: Eukaryota; Metazoa; Chordata; Mammalia; Artiodactyla; Ziphiidae
Gene: ASPA
Product: aspartoacylase
Exons: 6
Coding region: 14-955 (313 amino acids)
Molecular function (GO): hydrolase activity, acting on carbon-nitrogen (but not peptide) bonds, in linear amides; hydrolase activity, acting on ester bonds
Source: RefSeq, a predicted model, not a curated record